GAUAUUGAGGGUAAAUCAGGAAAAUAAAUAGUAGAAAUCCAAUUGAGUGGCCACCCAAAUCAAAAGCUAAUUCCUUUCUCUCAACUCUCCCUUCACUCUUCACUAUUUCUCUUGUGUGAACAUGAUUUAUGCAGGGGCGGAUCUACGUUGAGGCUCUCCCCCCACCCCCCCCCCCCCCCGGAAUUUUGAAAAUCACGUAUAAGUACAACGAGAAUUUUGAAGUUACGUAUUAAUUAAGAUACUUGUAUAAAUACCAACAGUGUGGAACUUGAAGCAAAUAUGAGGGAUUUUUCUAGAAAUAACACUGUUUUUAAAAAAAUUCCAAAAAUAGCACCCAACUCCAAAAAAUUCCAAAGAUAACACCAUUUCCCAAAAACCGCCAUCCCUACCAGCGGUUUAGGUACGUUUUUCGAUGAAAACCGCACUGGUAGGGGUUUUUUUUUUUUGAAAAAUCCUAACUUAGGUGGAAAUUUCAACGAACGUAUCUUUGUGUUCGGGUAUCCGAUCGUCAAUUUUUUUUAUUCCGCAUAACUUUUCGAGAUCUUGCAAGCCGAAGACUGCUGAAGGUGGUUUCGUCCCGCCUUCGUCCUGAAAAAAGUUGUUUGCUACCCCGAACGAGCUUUUUUCCGAUUUCGUCAAACUUUGGACAACCAAAACUUUGUGCUCCAAAAUUCAAAUGGCAUGACUUUUUUUUAUUUCGCAUAAAUUUUUAAGGAAUACAACUUUUAUCAUAGACAUAAUUUCAAAAUGUACGUGGAUUGCUGAAAAGGGAAGGUAAGCUAUUCCCAAAAUCCUGUAUAUCCAAAAAUAAUUGUUGUUUUGAAAAUUCAUUCCUAGUAAAAAUUGUAGUCCUUAAAACGUUAUGCCAAAUGAAAAAAAAAAAUCAUGAAGUUCGAAUUUUGGAGCUCAAUAACUUUAAACAAUCAUAACUUUGUGCUCCAAAAUUGAACGUCAUGAUUUUUUUUUCCCCGUUUCACAUAACUUUUUAAGGACUAAAAUUUUUACUAGGAAUGAAUUUUCAAAACAUCAAUUAUUUUUGGAUAUACAGGAUUAUGGGAAUAGCUUACCUUCCCUUUUCAGCAACCCACGUACAUUUCGAAACUAUGUCUAUGAUAAAAGUUGUAUUCCUUAAAAUUUAUGCGAAAUAAAAAAAAAUCUUGUCGUUUGCAUUUUGGAUCACAAAGUUAUGAUUGUCCAAAGUUUGACGAAAUCAGAAAUAAGCUCGUUCGGGGUAGCAAACGACAUUUUUUGGGACGAAAGCGAGACCAAACCACCUUCGGUAGUGUUCGGCUUGCAAGAUCUCAAAAAGUUAUGCGAAAACAAAAAAAAAUCCCGACGAUCGGAUACCCGAACACAAAGAUACGUUCGUUUGAAGUUUCCAACGAGGUUAGGAUUUAAAAAAAAAAAAAAACUGACCGCAUGGUGGGGGUGCAGUAUGCAAACAAACCGCAUGGUGGGGGUGCGAUUUGCAACCAAACCGCCACGACCCCACGCGGUUUGCAAAACCGCCCCCUACCAGUGCGGUUUUCAUAGAAAAACGCGCAUCCGGGUGGCGGUUUUUGGGAAAAGGGUGCUAUUUUUGGAAUUUUUCGGAGUUGAGUGCUAUUUUUGGGGAGAAAAAAAAUUAAACAGUGCUAUUUCUGGAAAAAUCCCCAAAUAUGAUGGUAUUUAGUCUAGCGGAGUAGUGAGUGUCUGUUGUGUUUGGAGGAUGUGGGUUCCAUACUCAUCACCAACACAACUUGUUGUUUUUGCCUUAUCAGAUUAAUUUAUAAUUUUUUGCUGAAAAAUUUCAUAUAAGAGUGAGAAUAAUAAUUUGGAUUAUAUUAUACUCUAUUUUUGGAUUAAUUGAUGUUUUGGGAUAAGAUGUUUUGAACCGUAUUAAGAAUGAUCAUUUCUUUGUCGACUUCAUGAUAUAAUAGGUGCGUUUAGUGUUAUAAUUGAAAAUUUACAUGUAAAAUUUUAGGUAUUAUAAUGUAGGAUGUACGAGACGGGUAUUACCCAUGGGUACCCGAAAACCAAUGGUACGGAGAUAUGUUUGCAAAACCUUACCCCGCUUGAAUAUGAAACAAGUAUAUGGGUUUGGAUAUUUGAAAACGAGAUUUAAUAGUUUAGACAAACCUGCCCAAACCCUCCCCAGGGCCAUUACCAUCCCUACUAAUAGGUAAAAAUAUCUGUAAUCGUGGUCAUCCGCCCGAAUCCGACCUGAUUGGGCAGGGUAAAACCCAAACCGAAGGACUUUUAGUGGGUACAGGUAAAACUCGACCCCGAAUAUUGCAGGUAAUAUGUGGAUAUGAUUUUCUUACUAUCCGACCCGAACCCGCCUGAUUAUACACAUGCAUAUGUAUUUUGUCUAGAAAUAAUCAUUAUUUUUCUCUAUAUAUUUUAUAUUUAGCAUAUAAAUAUAAAAUUUUCAUUAUAUUGUGUUGUUUUAAUUAAGUUUCUUCAUUCUAGUUAAUUACCGUCGUAGUUUUCCUCUUAUGUAAUGUGAGAAUACGUGUGGAUGUUAACAUAUAGGUUGGAGUUAUUAAGAGAAACUAUUAUCCUUGGAUAACCGUGGAUACCCGAAACCCGAACGGGUUUGAGUAUGAUUUUGAUUUUCUACCCUUUUGUUAUGUGGGUAUGGGUAAAACUCGAACUAAAUUGAAUAGGGUAAUGAAUAUGCACUAUCCGCACCUGACCCGAUCCAUUAUUAUCAUCCCUACUACUAACAAGUAACAACCCAUAAUUAAUAACUAAUAAAAAAAAAAUGCGCGUGACACUUCAUCGGCUAGCUGCGGCGAUCUUGUGCCGUGGCUGAUAGUCGAGUGGCGGCGAGGUUUCGGUUUCCUUAGUCCCUCUUUUGUUUUCUUCGACGAAGCUAAUGGCAGGGAUCCGAGAAAAGGAAAACUAACUUAACCUCAUCCGGACUCAUUCCGAAAAGCAAACCUAACUAAUAUUCCCAGCCAAAAACAAAGUACAAAUAACCGGACAACACGACUCUGUUGAUCGACAGUGUUCAGAAUUUCACCAACUCCCUGUGGCAGCUAUAUUCUGUCCUUUGGAACGACCGCAAGAGAGACAACGAGAGCAGAGCUAUUUAUAGUUUCCAACACUUCAUCAAAUCCAACAGAUAUCUAAAAAGUAAGUUCUUAAGUUUUAAAGUGCGAUUUUGACUGCAUCGUGCGACACAGAUAUCUAAAAAAACCCAGAAAACCAGAACAUCUAGUUCCGACACAGAUAUAUGGAGAAAAGUAGCCGCCGUACUACCGUGUCAUCAGCUGCGUGGCUGUUAUUAUUAUUAUUAUCGAUGUCAAUUCAGCUGUGUCGGGUUGCUGUCGCCGGCGACGACGCGUCAGCUUCCUACUGCAGCGACGACAAGUAUUUCAAGGGCGACCACGAUCUGAAGGCGAGCAUCAAGGCUGUGCUGGGAGGGUUGCUCGAGAAAACGACGGCUUCGGCGGACUCCGACAUCGAGUCCAAAAUGCAACAUCCGGCCGACAAUCCGCGGGUCUACGGCGCUGCCUUCUGCGAGAAGUCUCCGACAGAGGCUUGCGCGCACUGCCUCAGGGUGGCCAAAAAACAGCUUCUUCGUGGGUGCGACCACACUGCCGGUGCCGAAUUCUACUCCGAACUCUGUUACUUGAGAUUCGAGAUCUACAACUUCCUCAAUUAAUUUUUCGAUUCAAGUUUGUUGGUUUCCAAUAAAGAAUUUUAUAUCAA
Messenger RNA from Linum trigynum, 3699 nucleotides. The record is from the annotation of a GenBank genome assembly. Lineage: Eukaryota; Viridiplantae; Streptophyta; Magnoliopsida; Malpighiales; Linaceae.